AUGAACCUUCGGUCGCUUGCGUUGCUUGCGUCGCUUCCUCACACUUCAUAUGCGCAAAAAUGUGGACUCCCAUUGUUUGCUGUGGUCUCUUCUGAUCUUCCUGAACUCAAUAAGGACCGUUUCAUGGUCGCGAGCCCCGGUGGUUUGGCCUUUGCCUAUCGACAAGACUGGGGCGAUAAUUUGGGUUCAAGACAGCUGCUCUCCGACUUCGCGGAUUGCAUUACCGGUAGAGCGUUCUUGGAGGACAAAAUGACCAAAUUGGAAGCAGCUGGUCAGUAGGUGCACGCGCCGACAGACUAUUGUCACUUGCUGAUUGAUGUCCGUUACGCUGUCACGCAGUUUGGGAGGCGCCACUGAAGGAAGCGAAUCUUGAAACAAAAGCCUCGUGGUACAGCACGAUUGUGAAAAAACUUUUCAUAUUAGAUUUAUUGUAACAGGUCAAGAUGUAAUUCAUGAUUUUGCUCGCUAUUUUUCUUUGAAUUAUUAUCUAUUUUGCAGUGUGGACUAUGUUCUAACCGAGAUUUCAGUUGCUGCUCACUUGUUGACUGUUAACGAUGAGUCUUCUUCUCGGUGCAGAUGAUGCCGUGAUGCGACGUACCAAGAACCAAGGGCACGAAAACAAGAGUAAACCGCCCAGGUUGGUGUACGACCCAACCGCGCUCAUACAACAGGCCAGUAUCGUAGUUGAAUGCGGCCCGAGCCUCAACUUGGAGACGAACUUCGCCAGCCCCAUGGGCAAGCAAAAAAUGUCGGGGGCCGACUUGGAUCGUAUCAUUCCCCUGCUGCGUGCAGGAGAGUUGAGAUUCAGGCUAACGGAAGAGGUAUUAGCGGAUGAAGAAGAUGAAGAUGGUGCAGCUAUCCCUGCCAACGGCCAAGAUGGCAGCGCGGUGAGCCGCCCCGAUUCCGACGAGCACUCUUAUUUAUAA
Molecule: messenger RNA, 926 nt
Organism: Microbotryum saponariae
Lineage: Eukaryota; Fungi; Basidiomycota; Microbotryomycetes; Microbotryales; Microbotryaceae
Source: the annotation of a GenBank genome assembly